AAUUAUUAAUCUAAAAAAACAUAUCAAUCAAUACUAAAAAACAAAAAAUAAACCAAACUUUUCCUCUAUCGUCUCUUUCACAGUGAUCACCACACUCUUUCUUGAACUGCAAUUCUCUGCAUCCAUGGCUACCGUACAACUCGAAUCCUUCUCCCUUAUUCGCUCCUCCAAACUCCCUCCUUCUAUCACCGCUUCCUCUCUCUCCUCCCGCCCGAUCACUGCCAGGCUUCCUCACAACACCGCCCUCAAGCUCCGAUCACUCGCCGCCACUCGUUUGCGGAGUAAAUCCUCCUCCAGAGUUUUUCCUCGCCGCGGAAGCGUUGUAUGUGAGGCUCGUGAUACCGCUGUUGAAGUGGCUUCUAUUACCGAUGGAAAUUGGCAAUCCCUUGUAAUUGAAUCUGACACUCCUGUGUUGGUAGAAUUCUGGGCUCCAUGGUGUGGUCCAUGCCGUGUGUGUCAUCCUAUAAUUGAUGAGCUGGCAAAGGAUUACGCGGGUAAGCUCAAGUGUUACAAACUCAAUACUGAUGAGAGUCCUUCAACUGCUAGUCGGUAUGGGAUUCGAAGUAUUCCAACCGUCAUCAUCUUCAAGAACGGUGAAAAGAAAGAUGCAGUUAUUGGCGCUGUGCCCAAGUCAACUUUGACCACAAGUAUAGAAAAAUUCCUGUGAGAUGGCAAACAAAGAAGGCUUCUGCUGGAAGUAAAGCUAUUUUACCCAUUAGCUAUAUCUCAUCAAGCCAAUUAUGUCAAGUUUGGAUGAUAUGUUUUCUUAAAUAAUCAUUUGUGGUCCUGUAUAGGGUUAUGGGAUGCUUCCAUAUUGUGGUUUUUUAGAUAAUUAUAGUCACCAAUAUGAUGCGUAAAUUUUCCUUUCUA
Molecule: messenger RNA, 870 nt
Organism: Trifolium pratense (red clover)
Lineage: Eukaryota; Viridiplantae; Streptophyta; Magnoliopsida; Fabales; Fabaceae
Product: thioredoxin 1-like
Exons: 2
Coding region: 125-667 (180 amino acids)
Cellular component (GO): cytoplasm
Molecular function (GO): protein-disulfide reductase activity; oxidoreductase activity, acting on a sulfur group of donors, disulfide as acceptor
Source: RefSeq, a predicted model, not a curated record